Eruca vesicaria subsp. sativa (arugula) is the source of this 840-nucleotide messenger RNA. Lineage: Eukaryota; Viridiplantae; Streptophyta; Magnoliopsida; Brassicales; Brassicaceae. The record is from the annotation of a GenBank genome assembly.
AUGGAUUCUCAGAGGGAACCUAAAUCUCAGUCUUUAAAUAGGCAAGGCUCUCUUUACAGCUUAACACUCGACGAGGUCCAAACCCAUUUAGGUGGUUCUGGUAAAGCACUUGGAAGCAUGAAUCUUGACGAACUUCUCAAGAGUGUCUGCUCCGUUGAAGCUAAUAACCAGCCAGCAGUAACUCAAGAAAGUCUCUCUCGUCAGGGGAGUUUGACUCUGCCAAAAGAUCUCAGCAAGAAGACUGUUGAAGAGGUUUGGAAAGACAUUCAGCAGAACGGUAAUGGAAGUAGUGGUGGUGCUCAUGAGGAGAGGAGAGAUAAUAAGCAGCCUACGCUUGGUGAAAUGACGCUUGAGGACUUGUUGUUGAAAGCAGGUGUUGUGACUGAGACUGUUCCUGAUGGUGGUGGUGGUUUAGGGGGAAAUGUAACUCAGGGUGUUGCUGCUCCAUGGGUUCAGUAUCAUCAGCUUCCAGCGAUGCCACAGGGGCAACCGUUUAUGCCGUAUCCGGUUGCAGACAUGCAAGGGAUGGUGUCUCAGUCUUCUUUGAUGGGUGGUUUGUCUGAUACGCAGACUCCAGGGAGGAAGAGGGUGGCUUCAGGGGAAGUUGUGGAGAAGACUGUUGAGAGGAAGCAGAAGAGGAUGAUAAAGAAUAGAGAGUCUGCUGCUCGUUCUCGUGCUAGGAAACAGGCUUACACUCAGGAGCUAGAGAUCAAAGUUUCAAGGUUAGAAGAAGAAAACGAAAGACUUAGGAGGCAAAAGGAAGUAGAGAAGAUACUUCCAAGUGCACCACCACCUGAUCCUAAGCGGCAGCUCAGACGAACAAGCUCAGCUCCUUUCUGA